AUGAAGAAACAAGCUAUAAACAACACCGACCUAACUGAGGUGGAGGACUGGUGCUUCGUCUGCAAAGAUGGCGGGUCGGUGCGGUCGUGUGACUACCAGGGCUGCACCAAAGUUUACCACCCCAAAUGCGUCAACCGGAAGAACACUUUUCUCAAAAGCGACAGGCGGUGGGUUUGUGAUCACCACUCCUGUUCGUUGUGCCGCUCCAGAACCGAUAUCGGCGUCUCUUGCCUUAUGUGCACGUACUCGGUGUGCGUCGAUUGCCGCAAAAGAGGCGAGAACUCGGAGUUUGCGGCGGUGAGAGGGAGGGAGAAAGAAGGGCUUUGUGAGGAUUGUGUAGAGCUGGUUAGGCUUGCGGAGGCGAAUGCGGGGUAUGAUAGAGAUGGGGAUACGUUGGACUUUGAGGAUCAGAACACGUUUGAGUUCGGGUUCAAGGAGUGCUGGGAGAUUCUUAAAGAGAAGGAAGGGUUGGGUUUUGAUGAUGUACGUGAUGAAAGAAGCGAGAUGAUAGAUGAUGAGGAGACUACAUUGAAAGAGCUUCUCAUGAGGAGACAGAACAAGGGGAAGUCGAAUCAUGUGGCUUCAUUUGAUUCUGAGGAAGAGCCUGAGGGAGUGGUCAGUUCUGGAUCUCCUAGGAAUGCAGAAGAAAAUGGGAUGAGCGAGGAUGAUGAUGAUGAUGAUGACAUUACACUGAAAGAUCGUGCCUUGAAAAAUCACAAGAAGCGAAAAUUCUUGAUCCCAGAGUCUGAUUCUGAGGAAAUGGAGACUCAUUCCGAGGAGGGGAAUAGUGAGGAUGAGGAUGAGGAUGAGGAUGAGGAAGAUGAGAUUACACUGAAGGAUCGCCUUGCGCGCAGAUCACACAAGAAGCCGAAAUUGGUGAUCCCAUGUUAUGUGAAACCAUUUGGUUGCAAGGAAAAGGAGGAAGAGGUGCAUCCUAGUCCCACAAGGAAUGUAUUUGAAAGUUGUUUUGCAUCAGUAGUUGCCAGCAAUAUGAAGCUUGUCUACUUACGAAGGAGCUUGGUGGAGGAUUUGAUAUCAAAUCAACCGGAGAAAUGGGAACGAAAGGUGGUGGGAAGCUUUGUAAGAGUGGAAAAUGACCCUGAAGACUAUUUCCUGGGGGAGUCUUCUCACCAGCUUACACAAGUGAAAGGCAUAACUAGGAAGCAGGAUGGUGGAGAAAUUCUUCUACAUCUGCUUGCAAAAGAUGUUCCCAUUUCCUCGCUAUCGGAUUGCGACUUUACUGAGGAAGAAUGUAGGGAAUUGCGAGAAAAGGUGGAAACUUAUCAGGUGAGGAGACCUACUCUUAUUGAGAUCGAACACAAAGCGAGACUACUGCAGGAGGAUCUUAUAAAGGAUUUGAUCCAGCGAGAGUUCGACCGGUUAAUGACUUGCAUUCGUGGAGAAACAAAUCAGCGUGGAUGGAUCAGUAAAGAGCUAUCUAAGUAUGUGGAACUUAAAGAAAUGAUGAAGGAAAUAUCAGAACAGGGAAGACUCUUGCAACAGGUGCCACAAGUCAUUCCAGAGGUCAUGGACAUGAGUGAAUUAUAA
Argentina anserina (silverweed cinquefoil) is the source of this 1548-nucleotide messenger RNA. Its product is annotated as zinc finger CCCH domain-containing protein 19-like. The record is from RefSeq and is a predicted model, not a curated record. Lineage: Eukaryota; Viridiplantae; Streptophyta; Magnoliopsida; Rosales; Rosaceae. The transcript has a single exon. Gene Ontology annotation, molecular function: DNA binding. The coding region runs from base 1 to 1548 and encodes 515 amino acids.